Molecule: messenger RNA, 1344 nt
Organism: Zootoca vivipara (common lizard)
Lineage: Eukaryota; Metazoa; Chordata; Lepidosauria; Squamata; Lacertidae
Gene: NT5C1A
Product: 5'-nucleotidase, cytosolic IA
Biological process (GO): adenosine metabolic process; nucleotide metabolic process
Cellular component (GO): cytoplasm; cytosol
Molecular function (GO): 5'-nucleotidase activity; nucleotide binding; magnesium ion binding
Source: RefSeq, a predicted model, not a curated record
CACGUGCCUGUGCCGCCGCCGCCGCACGCACACACACAGCACAGUUACAGCGACUUUGCUGCUGCCUGAUUCAUCUCGUUUGCUGAGCUGCAUCCAAAGGGCUACCGGCUCUUGAUCGCGGGCAGGCAGUCCUGUGACAAGAGGAAAACAAGCUGCUCGUUGCCAUUGCCACCCUGCUCCCCUGGAAGGGCAGAGAGGAGGGAAGAUGGACCCGCCAAGAGCUGGGCACCCAGAGAGCAGAGGAGCCCCCCGAGAGUCCGGCAGCAAAGCAGCCAACGGCGGAGGGCAGCCGAAGCAGGAGGGAUGGGAAGAUGCCCGGGCGUUUUAUGAAAACCUUUCCCCCCAAAAGAAACCCAAAUCACCAAAGCCGCAAAAUGCCAUCACGAUUGCGGUGUCAUCGCGAGCCCUCUUCCGUAUGGAAGAGGAGCAGAAGAUUUACAAUGAGCAGGGUGUGGAGGCCUACGUGAAAUUCCAGCUGGAUCACGAGAAUGAGCCCUUUCUGCCUGGAGCAGCCUUUCCCUUUGUCAAGGCACUGGAAGCUGUUAACAUACAGCUGCGGGCGCUCUACCCAGAGAGCGAAGAGCUCUUCGACAUCGUCCUCAUGACUAACAACCACGCUCAGGUGGGAGUCCGCUUGAUCAACAGCAUCAACCAUUACAACCUGUUCAUCGAGAGGUUUUGCAUGACAGGUGGGAACAGCCCCAUUUGCUACCUGAAGGCCUACCACACCAACCUGUACCUGUCAUCUGACUGUGAGAAAGUGAGUGAAGCCAUAGAAGAGGGAAUUGCUGCAGCCACCAUGUUCAGCCCCAACAGGGACGUGCAGGUUUCAGAGGACCAGCUGCGUGUAGCCUUCGACGGAGACGCCGUGCUGUUUUCAGAUGAGUCUGAGCAGAUUGUGAAGGCUCAUGGUCUUGACAAGUUCUUUGAGCAUGAGAAGACUAAUGAGAACAAGCCUUUGGCUCAGGGGCCGCUGAAAGGUUUCUUGGAAGCUCUUGGGAAGCUCCAGAAGAAGUUCUACUCCAAGGGGCUGCGCCUGGAAUGCCCCAUCCGCACGUACCUCGUCACGGCACGGAGCGCAGCCAGUUCUGGAGCCCGUGCCCUAAAGACUCUCCGGAGCUGGGGGCUGGAAACGGAUGAAGCCGUCUUCCUAGCUGGCGCCCCCAAGGGACCCUUGCUGGAGAAAAUUCGCCCACACAUAUUUUUUGAUGACCAAAUGUUCCAUGUGGAAGGGGCGAAGGAGAUGGGUACCAUCGCAGCCCACGUCCCUUAUGGGGUGGCUCAGAAAUCCAGGCGCUUGGGACAGGAGAAACAAAAUGAGAAUAGAAAGUAACAGAAAAGAGC